GGAGAAUCUGGUUAUUUUUAUCACCGGCGAUGAAAAGGCCACUGGGUUCGAGGCUUUUUCCGUUCAGUCCGUCUCUUCGUUGGCUCUCUUCUCGGAUAUUCUGUCUUCUCUCGGUUUUCAGGAAGGAUAAAAGAAAUGGCCCUGCUUUCCGUACGAUUCGCCUCGGCUUUCGCCAGGCAGAUUCCGUCGUCCGUUCCUCAGGUAGCUACUAUCUCUAGACCAGCAAAACAAAUAGCUAGCCGAGCCUUACAUGUAUCCUGUUCGAAAAGAGCAGCAGAGCUCUCCUCUAUUCUCGAAGAACGUAUUUUGGGAGCUGCCCCAAAGACCGACUUGGAGGAAACUGGACGUGUUUUGAGCAUUGGUGAUGGUAUUGCUCGUGUCUACGGUCUCAAUAACAUUCAAGCCGAUGAAAUGGUGGAAUUUUCAUCUGGUCUCAAGGGCAUGGCCUUGAACUUGGAGCCUGACAAUGUUGGUGUUGUCGUGUUUGGUAAUGACAAACUUAUUAAGGAAGGUGAUAUUGUCAAACGAACAGGUGCCAUUGUUGACGUUCCUGUGGGAGAAGACCUUUUGGGAAGAGCUGUUGAUGCUUUGGGUACACCGAUUGAUGGCAAAGGACCUUUUACAUCAAAAUUAAGAUCAAGAGUAGGUGUCAAAGCCCCUGGUAUCAUUCCUCGUAUUUCUGUACGGGAGCCCAUGCAGACCGGAAUCAAAGCUGUAGAUUCACUUGUACCCAUUGGUAGAGGUCAGCGAGAACUGAUCAUCGGUGACAGACAGACUGGUAAAACCGCUUUGGCUAUUGAUACUAUCAUCAACCAGAAGAGGUUUAACGACGCUCAGGAUGAAAAGAAAAAAUUGUACUGCAUUUACGUUGCUAUCGGGCAGAAAAGAUCUACAGUUGCUCAAAUUGUGAAGAGGCUCACAGAUACUGGAGCCAUGAAGUACACAAUCAUCGUCGCUGCUACUGCUUCUGACGCUGCCCCAUUGCAAUACCUCGCUCCUUAUUCAGGAUGCGCCAUGGGUGAAUUUUUCAGAGAUAAUGGCAAACACGCUUUGAUCAUUUAUGACGAUUUGUCCAAGCAAGCUGUAGCUUAUCGUCAGAUGUCCCUUCUUUUGAGGAGACCUCCAGGUCGUGAGGCUUAUCCCGGUGACGUCUUUUACUUGCACUCUCGUCUGCUGGAAAGAGCAGCCAAGAUGAACGAUACUCAUGGUGGAGGUUCCCUCACUGCCUUACCCGUUAUUGAAACACAGGCAGGUGAUGUAUCUGCUUACAUUCCGACAAAUGUCAUUUCUAUCACAGACGGGCAAAUUUUCCUUGAAACUGAAUUGUUCUACAAAGGUAUUAGGCCAGCCAUUAACGUAGGAUUGUCCGUCUCUAGAGUAGGUUCUGCUGCACAGACCAAGGCCAUGAAACAGGUCGCCGGUUCAAUGAAACUGGAACUUGCCCAAUACCGAGAAGUUGCUGCUUUUGCACAGUUCGGUUCUGAUUUAGAUGCUGCAACUCAACAGCUGCUUAACCGAGGAGUCCGUCUUACAGAACUUUUGAAACAAGGGCAAUAUGUUCCGAUGGCUAUUGAAGAACAAGUAGUUGUAAUUUAUUGUGGUGUCAGAGGUUUCUUGGACAAACUUGACCCUGCAAAGAUCACUUCUUUUGAAAAGGAAUUCCUUCAACACGUUAAGACUUCCCACCAAGAUGUGCUGUCCUCGAUUGCAAAAGAAGGUAAAAUUACCGAUGAGACCGACGCUAAACUUAAAGGAAUUGUAACAUCUUUCUUGAGCGGCUUUACUGCCUAAAUCACAAAAAAAGGUAGUUUUUUUAUGGUUUCAAACAAGUCUUACAACGUGCCGAGCCCAGCAAAUGUACAUUGAAUAUUCUAUAAAGUUCAUUCCUGCAAUUGGCUCGCUCGAUAGUAGCUCAUCACUAAGUAAUCUGUAAACAACAACUCUACUGUUAUAUAUUGUGUAAUUAAUAUUUCCAGCAGUUGUAUUACAUGCCUGUAAUAAAUUUCGUUAAUAAAGAAAAGAAAGACUUACAUUUA
Cimex lectularius (bed bug) is the source of this 2036-nucleotide messenger RNA. RefSeq names its product ATP synthase subunit alpha, mitochondrial (gene blw). The transcript has 12 exons. Bases 136 to 1791 code for a protein of 551 amino acids. The record is from RefSeq and is a predicted model, not a curated record. NCBI's taxonomy places the organism in Eukaryota, Metazoa, Arthropoda, Insecta, Hemiptera, Cimicidae. Gene Ontology annotation, molecular function: ATP binding; proton-transporting ATP synthase activity, rotational mechanism; ADP binding. Gene Ontology annotation, biological process: proton transmembrane transport; proton motive force-driven ATP synthesis.